Messenger RNA from Adineta steineri, 4059 nucleotides. The record is from the annotation of a GenBank genome assembly. NCBI's taxonomy places the organism in Eukaryota, Metazoa, Rotifera, Eurotatoria, Adinetida, Adinetidae.
AUGGUACAGACAUCUGCAUCAUCCGUCGAAACAGUUCAUAUUGUUCAGGAACUGCAAGAAUUAUUUUCCAAUAAAAAUUCUACAUUGGAAACAUUAAUUUCCAAUCUUCAAUCAGUACGAUAUUUACUAUCACAGUUACCGAAUAUGAUCAUGGUAUAUGAAAGACAAGGCAAAAAAAUUGAUCAAGAAUCUGCAUUUCUUGAAAUAUUGAAAAAAUUUAAAAAUCUAAUUGAAAAUACUAUAAACAAAUCUAUACAUGAUCCUGGAACAAUCUUAGUAAUUAAUUAUCAUAUAUCAACAAUUCGACAAGGUUAUGAAUUAUUUCUAAAUUACGGUCAAACAUUAAAAGAAAUUAACGAACUGAUAGAAGAACAAAUUCGACUUAAAAAUAAAAAAGAAAUUGGUACUUUAAUUAUCAGAGGUAUCGAAACGAAAAUACCAAAAUUUAUUAAUUUUGACCACAACAAGCCCGACGAUGAUGAGGCGAAACUAGGAAUUAUCAGAAAAUUUUAUGAUUAUUUUAUUAAAUAUAUCUUAUAUGUUAGAGAAUCAUUAGACAAUAUGCUUAACGAUAAUAACUAUCGUGCAAAAUUAGAAAAUCUACAAUCAAAAUUAUUGAAUUCGAAACCAUCAGAUAUUGAAACUUAUUUUUCCUUGAUUAAAUUAAAGAUGAUCACUGAUCGAGGUUAUUCAACUGAAAUUUUACUUGAAUAUCUUGUUAAAAAUGAAAUGGUUUACAUACGUGUCUCAAAUGAAUCUGAACUUUAUUGCAAACAUCUCAUUGAAAUGUUUAAAAAAUCACCCAAUAAAAAAUGUACUAAAUCGUUAAGCAACUUGGUAUUUAAAUUACAAGACAACAGUUUUAAAGAUUUAUGUAGACAAUUCGUCGAAAACAAUGAUGUUGUCAAAUCCAUUUAUGACAAAGGUAUUCAAUUAUAUUUAAUUGAAAGUCAAAAACUUACAGAGGCAAAGAAAAAUAAAGAAGGCAAUGUUCUUUAUGAAAAUAUAUUAGAAAAUUGUAAACAACUAAUAACGAAAUUUAAAGUAUUAUUUUUACUUUUUUCCUUGAAAAAAUCUACUCUGAUCAUGAUACGAGAAUCAAUUAUUGAUGAAAACAAUGCUAUUGGUACUCAUAAGAUCUUGACUGAUCUUUAUGGUCAACGAAUUGCAAACUUAGAUUUUUCUGAUGAAUAUAUCAGUGUUAAAUAUUGUUUUAAUUAUUAUUUUUUCAAAUCUUUAUUAUAUCAAGACUUAGAUGAUGUCAAUCGUUUUUCGGAAUUUAAUCAACUUUUAUUUUAUAUUCAUAUAUGUGCAGAUAAUGAUACAUUGGAUUAUCAACCAGAAGAUAUUCAUCUAAAUAAACUUUCAAAAUUAAAAAAAGAUUUCUUAUGUAUUGAUAAUGCUAAUGUUUGUACAAAAUUAAAUGAUCUUAUUGAAAUUGUUAAAUUCUUGAUUAAUAUUGGAUCAUUCGAAAUUCGCUUGGAAAAUGUUAGAUCGGUUAUAUGCAGUUUAGAAAAAGAUCAGAUUCAUAUAAAAGCAACUUUUAUAAACAAGUUUCUUGAUCAUCAAAAGUUUGGAAGUCAAAUCUGUUUAAGAUUAGCUCAAUCAUUUAAUAUCGAUUUAAUAAAACAUAUACCGGAUGCUAAAACAAAAAUUCUACCAAGACUAGGUGAAUUUAAUUCAAAUUUUGGUUCAGUUCUCAAUCGUUUAAAAAAGUCUGGAAUGGAAUUUAAUAUUAAUCAAGAAUUAACUCCUGGCUUUAGUAUUCCAUAUUAUUUAUCAGCAAAAUUAGCUGAUGAUCCAAAAUAUAAUAAUCGAAGUGAAAAUUAUAAUGAGAACACAAAUGAAAUUAUUAUGUCGAUUUUAUUUAAAGUUUUUAACUGUUCAACAGAAAAUGAUAAAAAAGUUUUCUUAAAAAACAAAAAUCUUAUUAAUCAAGAAUUUAAUAAAUUAUAUAAAUCAGUUAAACAAUUAAUUGAAUUUUAUGAUGUAAGUGAUAAUGUUGAAAUUAGUAAACAACUUCGAGAAAAACUUCGAAAUCGAUCAAUUGAUCUUAUCUUAGAUGGUUUUAGUCAAGCAAAUGAAGAAAGCCUUAGUAACCGAAACGAAUAUGCAAGGAUAAUUAUUGAUAAUUUUAUUAAUUAUAAAUUGGAGCAAGUUCCCAGAAUUAUUGAAUCAACUAAAUCAACAACGGAAGUUUUGGAAUUAUUUGAUACAUUCAUGAAAAGAAAUGUAUGCGAUAAUUUAGAUUGUUGGACAAAAAAUACAAGUGAAUUUAGUGAUAAAAUCUACUUUUUAUAUUGUUAUCAUCAUUAUAAACAAGAGGAGUUUGACAAAUGGUAUGAAAAGUUAAAUUCUGAUAUAGGUUCCACUAUUAUUAAAAAAAAUCGAAAGGAUAUUGAAAACAAUUUUAAAACCAAUAAAAAAGCAUUUGAGCUAAUUAAUAUUAAAUAUUUACAACACAAUCAAGUGGGUGCAUUAGCAUUAAUACAUGAUUAUUUAACCGAUGAAUUAAAAAAGGACAGUAAUUUAUUUAUUAAGAUUGGUACUGGUCAGGGUAAAUCAUUAACAAUAGCUGAAACAGCAAGACAAAUUGUUCAAAAGAAUAGAAAUGCACCAAAUCCCAAAGUUUUUGUUAUCACUUGUUAUGAUCAUUUAGCUAAACGAGAUCAUGGAAAUUAUCAAAAAUAUUAUCAAUAUUUUAAUAUUGCAACAAUGUAUUGUUCAUCAACAAGUUCAACAGAAGAAUUCUUUAAUAAAGAUGUAAUUUAUACUGAUUUAAACACAUAUUUUGAUGUUUUACGAAGAAAAGGAUAUAGUACAUUAGUAAAUGGGACAUCAAUUACGUUACCGAAUAUCACUGAUACUGUAUUAGUUAUGGAUGAAUUUGAUAGUUUGAUAUUGGAUUCCGAUGAAAUAUUUCAAUAUUUACAUGAAUUUGAUGUGAACAUUACAAAUCGGAAUACAAGUUUUGAUAAGAAAGAAGAUCUUACACAAUUAUUUGGUGCAGCAUUUAUUGCCAAAUGUAAUUCGGAAUUUUCUAAGAUCUAUGAUGAAUGGUGGAACACCCAACUCUCCAAAGCGAAAGCGGAAGGUAGUAAUGAACAACAGACGUCUUUUCAAGAUAGUUUAGGAAAAGAUGUGAAAUUAGGUAUAUCUCGUUUGAAUCAUUUAAACCAGUACAAAAAAGCAGAAUUUGUUCAUUAUUAUUUGGAUGCUUUGGUAUUUUACUCACAAUUUAAACGAGUUAUUGGCUUUUCUGGAAGUAUAGAAAAAGAACAUUUAAGUAAAUUUCAAAGAUUAUUUGAUAAUAAAAUAUCACAUUAUUAUGAUAUUCCACCAUUUUUUGGUCCAACAAAUGCUCAACAGAAUAGAACAUUUGUCAAUGAUCCCGGCAAAGUUAUUAGAAAUACUGAUGAUUUUUUAAAUGCAAUCAAAGAAGAAAUUCAACUAAGGUAUCAAGAACAACCAAUUUUAAUCUUUGCUGAUUCAUAUAAACAAAAUGAGGACGAUAAGUCAGAUUAUGAUUGUAUACGUACAGAAUUACUUGGAGCUCAAAACACAUUUUUAAAGGGUCGUGAAAUAAUUGAGAUCAAAAAAGAGGAUGAUAUUGCUGAAAAUAUUCGUAAAAUUGGUAAAUUAGAUCUUAUUACUUUAGCAACAAGGAUUAUUGGACGUGGUGCUGAUAUUAAAGUAGAUAAAAGUAUUACAAAAGGUUUACAUUUAAUUUUAACAUAUUAUCCAUUGAGAGAAAAUAUUUAUACGCAAAUGCUUGGUCGAACUGCAAGACAAGAUGAAAAAGGAUCUUAUUCGAUUAUUGUUCGAAAAGGUAAACAAUUUCCUUUAGUUCCAGAUGUGACGGUUAAUUUACGUAACAAAAAAAUUCAUGAAUUAACAGAAUAUUUCUAUCGUCACUAUCAUUUCAGUUCAAACAAGGUGGAUAUUCGAUUAAAAUGGCUUUUAUUCUCCGAAUUAAUGCAAACUUUAAGCGAAUUGGAAAUGCAAAAAUAUAGCCUAGAAGAUUUACAAAAAUUUGUUAAGAAUAACAUAUUAAAAUAG